UUGGUUGAGCAUCACGGUCCCGACGACCCAGGUUGUGUGGGUGGGGACGGGGAGACUCUGCUGCCGUCAAACGGGCCGUGGAGCCCGCCUGGCUGUGUGACUACUGAGGUGAGUGAGUUACGGUCUCGAAAGAGUCAGUUAGUCCAUGCAAAGAAGAUGACGCAAUUCACACUACCUCUGUGUCUACUUCUAGUGGUCCUCCUUGGACAUGAGGGAGGAGCGACAGCAUCUCAAGAAGAGAAGGGGCGUGUCUUUCACAAUGAGUGGGCGGUGGAGAUAGAGGGCGGAGAAAGAAUCGCUAGAGACGUAGCAGAGGAAUAUGGUUUCACGUUUGUUAAAAAGGUGUUAUGGGUUGAGCAGCAAGAAACUCUGUUUCACGUGAAGCGUGAUGCGAAGGCCGUGCCCCACGAUGCGACAGGAAGUGAUUACGUGCCACCGUUUAACGAUCCUAAGUUUCCACAGCAAUGGUACCUGGUAUGGAACACAUCAACGUGUGAAUUUGUUCGGACAUUGAACGGCCACAGACGAGGUAUUGCUUGCCUACAAUACAGAGAUAGAUUGGUGGUCAGUGGUUCAUCAGAUAACACAAUCAGGUUAUGGGACAUCGAAUGCGGUGCAUGUUUAAGAGUCUUAGAAGGUCAUGAAGAACUAGUGCGAUGCAUUCGCUUUGACAACAAGCGCAUUGUCAGCGGAGCUUAUGACGGGUGAGUGAAAUCUCUACAAACCUCAACCCCUCCCCCUUCCCCUCGCCCCAUCACUGAUUCAACAUUGCUAUAAUCAAGUUAGGAUCUGUGGCACAGUAAAAACACAAUGAGUGCCCAUAACAGGAAGUACUUAGUAUGAGGGAUUUUUCAAUGAGAUUGUCUGUCUUAGUUGAGGUGAGUCAACAAACAUUGUAGUUGAUCGGUUGGCUGAGAAACAAAUUACUGUCAUUUGUUGUGGUACCCGCUGCUAACAUAAAGGAUUUGAACUGCCUUAAGCUACCAGGCAAUCACAGUGGUCUAAUUGGUUUGACACUGCUCUAGAAUUGCAAAGGUUGGGGGUUCAAAUCCCACUCAAGUUGCCUAUACUGCUAAUACACAUCGUUGUAUAUGGGUAGAACCAAACUUAAUACUGCCAUCCCAUUUGAAAGAAUUUGACAAAAAGAUAUAUUGUCAGAAACAAAAACAGCACCUUGUUCAGGCCUGGAAUUUCAUCUUUGAGGAGGCCACUUUCAUUUUACAAAAGGGCACUUCCACUAGAAAAUCUUUGAAGGGGCACUAUGGCCAAGACCAGGGCAAACAGAGCCCAUGGCAUGUUAUAUAAGGCCAAAGACCUGGCUUCUUUGAAAUGGGUUGCAUGUAAUUGGUGUUCAAAACUUCAUAUUCAUGAAGUGGCUUAUUGCAGAGGGAGCCAUUUGAUGAGUUGGGUUUGUGGAAUUGUUGAAUGAAACUGCUAGAGAUGGCAUCUUUGGGCGUGUAUGAUACACUGAGUGUGUACAGACCUUUCCAUUGUUGCGCUCUGGUAGGCAUGUAUGGGUGGGCAAAUGUUUGUUAAAACACUCAAUCUAUUAAUUGACAUCAGAAACCGAAUUCAAUAUUUAUCAAACUUUCAAACGAAAACACCUUCCACAAUUGUUUGCUUUGUUUCCAACAAAUUCAACACUACAUUUGAAUAUUUUUGUAACAUUAUUACAAACA
Molecule: messenger RNA, 1679 nt
Organism: Asterias rubens (European starfish)
Lineage: Eukaryota; Metazoa; Echinodermata; Asteroidea; Forcipulatida; Asteriidae
Product: set1 complex component swd3-like
Exons: 5
Coding region: 157-708 (183 amino acids)
Molecular function (GO): protein binding
Source: RefSeq, a predicted model, not a curated record